This is a messenger RNA of Closterium sp. NIES-67, 2480 nucleotides long. The record is from the annotation of a GenBank genome assembly. Lineage: Eukaryota; Viridiplantae; Streptophyta; Zygnematophyceae; Desmidiales; Closteriaceae.
GACGUUCCUAGGGGCUGGCACAGUUUUGAAAAGCGGCUCUUUGGCAGAUGGUGAAGCGACCUGGCAAUCGCAGCUGCUACGGUGGGGGGAAAAGAUCCGUGGGCGUUGUGAGGCUCCUCGGAGAGCGACGAGUGCGACAAGUGCGACGAGUGCGAUGAGCUCGUUUGAGCCCACCCUAGGCCGAACGAGUAUGCGAAUGGCCGGAGACGCGGAAACCCCGAGGGUAGCUGCUGGAGCGAUGACCAAGGAGGGUUCGGUAGAAUCGAUUGACGAUUUGAGCGUCGAAUUGAGGAAUGAUUUGAGGGUCGAAUCGAGGAACGAUUUGAGGGUCGAAUCGAGGGGCGAAUCGCAAGCACCUCCAGCAUCGAAGGCAGCGGGGAAUGGCCCUCGGCGAAAGGAGUGGAAUCGUCGCGAGGCCGUCGCAGGAGCCGUCGCAGGCAUGACGACUGUCGUCAUUCUCCACCCCCUUGACAUCGUGCGAACGAGGUUCCAAGUGAAUGACGGCAGGGACCCCUGUCUGCCUCGCUACCGCAGCAUCACCAGCGCCAUCACCACCAUUGCUAGAUCCGAGGGCAUACGAGGGCUGUAUGCGGGCCUUUACCCUUCCAUGGUUGGCUCAACACUCUCCUGGGCUCUCUACUUCUUCCUGUACAGCCACGCUAAGGAGCGUUACACUGUGUAUUUCAGUGCUGUAACCAGCAGCGGUAACCGCAGCAGCAGCAGCAGCAGCAGCAGCAGCAGCAGCAGCAGCAGCAGCAGAGAUGACAGCUGGAGUGCUUCCAUGGGAAGGCAUUCGAAACAGGACUGUGCCUCCACUGCCGCUACACCUGCUGUUUUUGGCCAUGACUCCAAACAAGGGAGAUCAAAGGAGGGCUCAAUCCCUGGCGAAACAGCUGAAGGGUCUUCAAGACACAGGGCCUCGGGAGCGGAGCAGGGGAAUGGAAUUGGAGUAGGAUCAGCAGAAAGGGAGCAAGGAAGUAGGGUUGGCUCGGGAGUGGCAGAGAGGGAGCACGGUUGUAGGAUUGACUCAGAAGCGCAUGCAGAUGCUGCUGGCGAGGGAGUGCAAAGAGGUUUUCCUCCAAAUGAGCGAGUAGUUACAGCAGGGGAGCCUGGAGGGAGGAGCACACUCAGCAGCGGCAAUGGAGGGGGGGAAGCAGACGACAUGAGCAGCAGCAGCCGCAGCAGCCGCAGUACCGCACAAGGCGGAAGCGACAGGAGCGGCAGCAGCCGCAGCACAGCAGUGGUGCAUGUGGCUGCUGCCGCGGAGACUGGCAUUCUGGUGGUCCUCCUCACCAACCCCAUCUGGCUGGCCAAGACGCGACUGCAGCUGCAGGGGGGUUUGGACCCCAAGAGCGCACAGCAUAGACCACCGGCCGAGACACCACCACCAUUACGAGGUCCAAAUGGGACACAGCCAUCCAUACCACUGGCUGCAUCGAGGCCGUCAGCAGCACUGGGGUUGUCAGCUGCACCCCAUCAUCACCCACGACAGUACCGAGGCUUUCAUGGUGCUUCAUGACGCCCUCUGCUCUAUUACGCCAUCUGGUCCAUUGUCAAGGAGGAGGGUGUGAGAGGACUGUACAGAGGCAUAGGACCGAGCCUUUUCUUGGUGUCGCACGGGGCCAUUCAGAUGGCGGCCUAUGAGGAGCUGAAGCACUUGAUGCUGGCCCUACGGAGCUCCACGCCGUGGCAUGCACAUGCACACCCGCCCUCUCCACCACACGCUGCUUCCCACCCCUCCUCCUCCUCCACGUAUCCUGCUCUUCCUGCUGUACCAGACCUGUCCCCAUGGGACAUUGCAGCUGUGGGAGCAGCUGCCAAGCUCUGUGCUGCCUCUGCCACGUACCCCUACCAGGUCAUCCGAUCGCGCCUGCAGAUGCGUCCGAACGAGGCCGGCCAGCUCAAGUACCGCAACACAUGGCAUGCUGUCACCAGCAUGUGGCGGCUGGAGGGUGCCCGUGGCUUCUACAAGGGCUUUCUGCCCAACCUGCUGCGAGUCAUGCCCGCUGCCUCCAUCACCUUCGCUGUCUACGAAGUCACACUGCGAUUCCUCAAACCACGUCCUUUCGCUUCUCAACAAGGCUCCUCUUGAGUUGCUUCCUCACAUCACGCUACAAGACAAGAGAGCGAUGCCGUCUGCUUCCAUCACCUACACCAUCCAUGAAGUCAUGCUGGAUUUCUCAAGCCACAGCCCCACUCUUGCCCACAAGGCUUUUGAACCGUCUCAAGAUUUCGUGCCAUCUGCUUCCAUCUCCUUUGCCAUCUGCUUCCAUCUCCUUUGCCAUCUAUGGAGUGACGCCGUGAUUCCUCUUUCCACGCCGCCUUGCUCCACCACAAGUAACGGCAUGCUAGUGAAAGCUUGGCAAGCUAGUGCAGAUGCAGCAUGCACCCGCGAAGAGUGUACGAAUGUGAAUCUGUUCACCGUAUCUAGACUCUUGAUUGCAUGCUGUUUGCUUCCCCAGUAAAAAGGCACAUUGCCA